AUGUCGGUGAAGCCUGUUUCGUGUCAAUAUACCUUGACCCUCACCGCUUCUGCAAGACGCAUACGGAGUACUAGAAAGAAGCUACUAAAUAAGCGUGUCCCCACUGGUCUCGACUUCAACCGACUUGACGGUGUGAGCAUCAUUGAUCGCAGGACCCCAACAUCCCAGCGUCGACAAACCAAGACAAAGACCACUCGAGUCGCUCUCCACCCAACGCGUGCUCUGUACGUCGUAAAGCUCAUUACCAGACAACGGGCCGUCGGUGGGUUUCAGAGUGUGUAUUACACAAUAAUAGCAAAUGCGCCUGCCUACUUCGUCCAGGAAGCCCGUUUCCGAAUUCUACGUUCGCACCGGCCGUCCCGAGGAACACGAGUCUGGACUCCGGGCGCCCGCAUCCUGUAA
Penicillium mononematosum is the source of this 402-nucleotide messenger RNA. RefSeq lists its product as uncharacterized. The record is from RefSeq and is a predicted model, not a curated record. The transcript has 2 exons. Lineage: Eukaryota; Fungi; Ascomycota; Eurotiomycetes; Eurotiales; Aspergillaceae. Bases 1 to 402 code for a protein of 133 amino acids.